Molecule: messenger RNA, 756 nt
Organism: Gongylonema pulchrum
Lineage: Eukaryota; Metazoa; Nematoda; Chromadorea; Rhabditida; Gongylonematidae
Source: the annotation of a GenBank genome assembly
AUGCUUCAGGUUUUGCAAGCAUUGUAUUAUUCAAUGUGCUUUGUAUGUGCAGUAAUGGAUGCACUCCGAGAAAAAUCAGAUCACGGGCCUCAUAAGAAGCACCCAUCGGCACCAAGUUACUGGAGAAAUUCCAAGCUUCAUCAAAUUUCUGAUUUUAUGUAUUUCACCAGUGUGCUACCUGUUGGCACUGUGACAUGCAUACUUUUUUGGGGGCUUUAUGUUGCAGAACCGACUCUCGUGAUGCCAGAGUGGGCAGAAAAACUUAUUCCGCCUUUCAUGAAUCAUAUCACUCAUACAGCUCCAAUUCCAUUCAUUUUGGUGGACACGCUACUGACCUGUCAUCAAGCGCCUUCACGUAAACUCGGUUCAGUUGUUGUCGUCGCUGAAGUGGCAUUCUAUUUCACUGUGACAUGCAUACUUUUUUGGGGGCUUUAUGUUGCAGAACCGACUCUCGUGAUGCCAGAGUGGGCAGAAAAACUUAUUCCGCCUUUCAUGAAUCAUAUCACUCAUACAGCUCCAAUUCCAUUCAUUUUGGUGGACACGCUACUGACCUGUCAUCAAGCGCCUUCACGUAAACUCGGUUCAGUUGUUGUCGUCGCUGAAGUGGCAUUCUAUUUCACUGUGUUUGUUGCUUUUCCUUUUUUUUUCCUCGAAGCCGUGCACUGUCUUGUCCACCAAUCUUGCAACACUUUAAACGCGGUAAAAUUUCGUAACAUUGUUUUUCUAUUCCUCUUGUACAUAGAUUCAAAAAGUUGA